UGUAUAUUCUGGUUGCGUGCCCAGCUCAGAUGCUCUGGUGACACUUCCAAAAACAACAGAUGGUCUCAUCUCAAGGUGAGAGUGAUCUUAAAAGAUUGCUUACCUAGAAGGAGGCAACUUGUGUUCAUAGCAAGAGUCGCUGCGUCUAAGACGUAAGCACGCACCCUUAGGACAAAUUCACCCAGCUUACACCCCCCUGUAUUCUCAGCUUACAUAUUUCACCGAUUGGAAGUCUGCCAGAAAGCGAAAAGAGCUUGUUUUUCAACAACUGCUGGGCAAGAACGCGAAGCAGUUUGUCUACAUCUGCAGGAAUCUCGAAUCGAUGGCCCACCUUAUUCUGACGGGUGCCACAGGACUUGUUGGAUCCGCUGUCCUCGUCAACUUGAUCGAGCGGCCCACGUCCGAAGUGUCCAAAGUAACAGUGCUCAGUAGAAGAGAGGUUCCUAUAAUCAAGGAUAACCCUCGCUUUGAAACUGUGAUCCUGAAGUCAUUUACCAGCUAUGACAGUGAGUUGCUAGAGAACCUCAAAGGCGCUGACGGCGUGAUCUGGGCGCAAGGCAUCUCAAUCACUCAAGUACCACGAGAUGAAUAUUUAAAGAUCACAAUAGACUAUCCUCUUUGCGCGGCCAAAGCAUUCGCGUCGCUUUCGGACAACUUCAAAUUCGUAUAUGUCUCUGGCUACGGGGCCAGCACGAAUCCCGGCAUGUUUACACAGCCGUUCGGGAAAAUCAAGGGCAGCGCAGAGCUUCAACUCCUAGAUCUUCAAACUAAAUUGCCAACCCUGAAAGUCUACAGCGCCAGGCCAUGCUUUGUGGAUCCUAGCCAUCACUCCGAGAUCGAGGAGGCAUUAAAGGACCGCAGGAAACCAUUCGCGGAGAAGCUAGUGCCCGCACUGCGUCCUCUCUUGCGCUUGAUGCCGAAAUAUGUGUCGCCAACCAAUGAGCUUGGGAAAGUUCUGGUGGACCUUGCGCUUAGCGAUGGCCAGGAAUUGCAAGGUGAAGGAGUCGAGAAAGGAAGAAUCUUGGAGAACUCUGUGCUGCAAAGGCUGUAUGCCGAGAGUGUCAAGGUGCAAAGCUGAUGGACCUUGCGGUCUUCUGCGCGAUGCGUACCAUUCCACCUAGCAGAAUAGCCGUUCCUCAAUUGAGAUCAGAGAUUGGGUUUGACCCGCACCUUUGGUUCCUCGCAAUCGGCUGUAGAGCAUCUACGACAUGUUGCACAGCUAGUUCGCGGUAUAUGUAGUUUCGUAUACACGUGAUAUUGGGAGCAAGAAUGCGUUGGAAUCUGAACAAGGCCUUUUUAUAUGAUCCCUUGUCUCGUAGAGACUAGAUGAGCGUUCGUAAUGGCUGCAGAAGCAGACGUUCCCCAAAACUUGAGCUGUGCCCGUGGCACCAUUGGAGGAUAUAUGCGCAGACGAAAACCUAGGUAUUCAAACCUUGCGCAUACCUUGUGCUCUUGACUAGUCUAGACGUAAAAGAGUG
Verruconis gallopava is the source of this 1478-nucleotide messenger RNA. RefSeq lists its product as uncharacterized. The transcript has 2 exons. The record is from RefSeq and is a predicted model, not a curated record. The coding region runs from base 323 to 1078 and encodes 251 amino acids. NCBI's taxonomy places the organism in Eukaryota, Fungi, Ascomycota, Dothideomycetes, Venturiales, Sympoventuriaceae.